Messenger RNA from Saccostrea cuccullata (small rock oyster), 2040 nucleotides. RefSeq names its product polyunsaturated fatty acid 5-lipoxygenase-like. NCBI's taxonomy places the organism in Eukaryota, Metazoa, Mollusca, Bivalvia, Ostreida, Ostreidae. The transcript has 15 exons. The record is from RefSeq and is a predicted model, not a curated record. Gene Ontology annotation, biological process: lipid oxidation. Gene Ontology annotation, molecular function: protein binding; metal ion binding; oxidoreductase activity, acting on single donors with incorporation of molecular oxygen, incorporation of two atoms of oxygen. The coding region runs from base 1 to 1992 and encodes 663 amino acids.
AUGACAAGCUACGAAAUUCAAGUGAAGACAGGGGAUAAACUGGGUGCGGGUACAGAUGCCAACAUAGAUAUUGUUCUACUGGGGAGCUGUGGGAAGCAAACAAAGUCGGCCAAUCUUGAUUGUUGGUUUAGAGAUGACUUUGAACGAUGCAAGACCGAUUGCUUUACCAUACAAGAUAUUACAGAUAUUCCUGAAGUAAAUGAGAUCAGGUUGCGAAGAGACAAAGCGGGCAUGUUCUGCGAUUGGUUCAUUGAAAAAAUUGAAGUAACCAAUCAGAGGAGCAGAAAUACUAGUGUUUUCCCAAUACUUCGGUGGAUUCGCCCUUGCGUUGACCUCUAUGUUGGACGAUAUGAUGUCUCUCUGCCACAGUUUGAUUCUCGGCCGCAACAGCGCAGUGCUGAGUUGGAUGAGAAAAGGAAGCUGUACCAAUUUGAGGAGAAAGCCCCAGGAUUACCCAUGCAGGUUAAAAAUGUUCCUGAGGAUGAAGAGUUUUCUUUUUGUCAUGAGUUUGACCUGAAACGAAGAUAUGUCGGUCUGAAGGCUUGUACAACAUUGCAGAUGAUUUUUGGAGAUGGAUCAUGGAAAACUUUAGACGACUUAACAAGUGUCUACUCAAAAACAUUUGGAGAGCCGAAGGGGAUGAAGGAUUGGGAGAGCGAUCUAAGUUUUGGAUGGCAACGAUUAAACAGUGUCAAUCCCAAUCUGAUUCGGCUCUGUACACAUAUACCAGACAAGUUUGGGGUGACCGAGGAAAUGAUCAAACCUUUUCUAGGUGGAUUGAGUUUAUCCCAAGCCAUCACUGACAAACGACUGUUUAUCAUUGAUCUAGAAAUACUGGAUGGAAUUUCUGUAGUCGAUGGUUAUGUUUGUCCGACUCCCAUCGCCCUUUUCUUCGUUAACAGUAAAAAUCAACUUUUGCCAGUUGCGAUACAACUUUUUCAACAAAAAGGAUCAGAUAAUCCAGUGUUUCUGCCCAGUGAUCCACCUUAUACAUGGUUGAUGGCCAAAAUGUGGUACAACGUAGGGGACUCAAAUUAUCACCAAGGAAUAGCUCAUCUAGGUUUCACACAUCUAGCAAUGGAAGGCGUGUGUAUAGCAGCCAAUCGAUCUCUGUCUCCUUCCCAUCCCAUGUUUAAACUGUUGGCGCCACAUCUUCUCUAUAUUAUUGCCAUCAAUGACCUCGGUCUUGACACACUUUUAUCACCUGGAGGAUUUAUUGAUAAAACAAUGGUGGUGGGAUUCAAAGGUAUUCUUGAACUAAUUGCAAAAGGGACAAGCUCUUGGAGAAUGGAUAUAGAAGGAACCUAUCCAGAAUUUUUGAAAGAAAGAGGGUUAUAUUGCAAGGAUGGAAAAAUUCUACCAACAUUCUAUCAGCGUGACGAUACUCUUGAAUUGUUUGAGGCUAUUCGAAAUUACGUCACCAAAUAUGUCCAUCUCUACUACGACACACCUGAUAAAAUUAACAACGAUGCUGAAAUUCAAAACUUUGGACGUGAAUUAACAAUGCCAAAGUGUGAAGAAUGCUGCGGAAUUUUGGGCGUUCCAUUCAAAGACGGGAAGUUCAGUUCAGCAGAGGACUUGAUACUUGUGUUUACUUCCGUUAUUUACACCUGUAGUGUAGUACAUGCUGCUCUCAACUUUCCACAGUACGAUACCUAUGGAUUUCCCCCGAACUAUCCAACAAAAAUGAAUGGAAUACCCCCAAAGGAUAAGAGGCCAUUGCAAGAAGAGGAAGUAGUGAAGGCUCUUGUUGACAGGUCUUCCGCUCUGGAGACUAUGAUUAUCGGGAAGAUCCUGAGUGAACGGAGUACUAACGCUCUCGGUGACUUUGAAGUAAACUAUAUUUAUGACCCACCAGCAGUAGCAAUUGUGGAAGAAUUCAGAAAAGAUCUGAAAAAUAUCAGUUCAAAGAUUCAUGAAAGAAACGAAAAGCUGGAGAGAGGGUAUGAAUAUCUUCUACCGGAGGAAAUCCCGAAUUCCAUCAGCAUUUAAUUCUGCAAGAAGUAUUAAAAGUGUUAUUUGUGAACACAUCUGUUUUUU